AAAUCGUUUAAAAUUGGAUCGGAUUGAAUUUUUUUUAAAGCAUCCAAUCCAAACCGCACCGCAACUAAAAUUAGUGUUCGAAUCGAAUGAGUUUUUACUCAAAACCGAUCCAAACCGCACCGCGAAUACCCCUACUCCUGUCACCUAAUCGUAACCUUGGCCCUAAAAUUAAGAGCACCGACUACCUCCACUCACACACACGUCCAGGCAAGGGAACAAACGAAGGAAAAGAUACAGAAAGAACGAGAGAACAGAGCACCGAGAAGAAGAAUGAGAAAGAAUAGGGGUGAAGAGGGAGAAGAGCUCGGUGAGGGAGAGCGCCAAAGCAAGAAGGAGAAGAUGGCGGCGGCAGGGAGAGGAGCCGCCGCGAGCUGAAGAACAAAGAGUGAAGGACGAGAGAGAGAGAGAGAGAGGGCGAGCAGAGAAGAAGAACGAGAGAGAGAGAGGGGAAGGAAGAAGAUGAAGGAGAGGGAGAGAGCGGCGACGGCGAGCCAUCGCCACGCCGUCAUCGAGGCCGCCGUUGAAGAUGCUGGAGCUGCCGCUCUGCUGUUUUCCACCCUGCCGUUUAUACAGCUCUCCCCUGUUCUGCGACGCCUUGUUCCACCCACGGAGCUGCUGUCAGCAACGUCGUCUUCCGCUGAAGCCGUUUAUGGUUCUGCCACCGCCUUGAGCCACUGCUGCUCUGCUGUCCUGUCCGUUCUGCCAGCUAAAGAAGCAUGGCUAUUCCUAUUCCUAUACCCGAGUUCUUGCAAGAAUAUACGGUCAACUUGGUUGCUGAGUAUGUAACAAAUCAACUAGACUAUGUGUGGAAUUAUGAGAAGAAGUUUGACGACCUAAGCAGAGUUGUUAAGGAACUCCAGGAAGAAAGAGACAGGGUGCAUGAUAAAGCUGAGGAGGAGGAAGAUCGAUAUGGGAGAGAAAUAUACAAUGAUGUUAAAGUGUGGUUAGAUCGGGUAGAUGAAGUGAUUUCUGAAUAUGAAAAGUUCAAAGAGGAGCACAGAAAAAAUGGGGAGUAUCCCCUUUCUUUGUCAAAUCUGGAGACAAGGCAUAGUCGCAGCAAAACAGCCCAAGAUAUUAAAGACAAGAUUAGAGAUCUACAACAGGAAAAGCAUGAUAGCAUAUCUCAUUGUCAGGGUGCAUCUUCCAUGGGGUUUGCAUUCGCUAAUGUUGACUAUGAGGCCUUUGAUUCGAGAAAAGAAAUCACAAGGAAUAUUACGAGAGCACUUGAAGACGCGCGCGCCAGAGCGAUCGGGAUUCACGGGCCAGCUGGUGUUGGGAAGACCACUUUGGUAAUAGAAGUUGCUAACAAAGCUUGGAAAGACAAGCUAUUCAAUGUGGUGAUCAUGGUGAAUGUGACAAAAAGUCCUGAUAUUCGAAAGAUUCAAGGGCAGAUUGCUGAAAUGCUGGGAAUGAAAUUGGAAGAGGAAAGUGAGCACGUGAGAGCACUUCGCAUACAGAAGAGAUUGAAGAAAGAGAAGGAGAAUGCGCUUAUAAUCCUUGAUGAUAUGAGUGUGAAACUAGAUUUGGAUAUGUUGGGCUUGGGGAUUGCAUCAGAGACUUACAGUGAUGACACUGACUGCCAGAAGAAUCUCAUUGUUCCGGAAGGAAGGAAAUCUUCUGCUGCUGACAAUUUUCCUCCCAACAAGAAUAAGACCAAACAAAGUCCCAAAGAUGGUUCUGCAGAGGAAAUAGAGAAAACCUCUGUGGGUUCUGGUAAGCUGAAAACAGAAGAGCGUCACAAAGGAUGCAAGGUUUUGCUUAUUUCUGAGAUGAGACAAGUGUUGAGCCAAAUGGGUGUGAAGCCAAGCUUAAUCUUCUCAGUUAAUGUCCUGAGUGACAAGGAAGCCGAGACCUUGUUCAAGAAAAGGGCUGGAAUUGUCGACAAAAAUUUUGAACUUGGAAAAGUAGCAGCUGAGAUCACCAAAAAAUGUCAUGGUUUGCCCAUGUCAAUAGUUACGACAGCAAAGGCAUUGAAAAAUCAGAGCCCCUCAGUUUGGGAGGAUACUCGUCUGAAGCUUCAAAGGCAAAGGCUAACAGGAACACCUGAGUAUUCUACAAGGUUGAGUUAUAAUCUUCUAGAAAAUGAGGAGCUCAAGCUUACCUUCUUGCUUUGUGCUAGUAUGGGUCACGAUGCUUUAAUUGCAGACUUGGUGAAACGCUGCAUUGGUUUGGGUUUUCUUCAAGAUAUCUAUACAGUAAGGGAAGCCAGAGAUAGAGUACAAUCGUUGCUUGUGAAGUUAAAACAAUCAGGUUUAUUGUCUGACAGCUAUUCAAGUGAUCAUUUCUCAAUGCAAAACCUUGUUCGCAAUGCAGCUUUGUCAAUAGCAUCCGAGGACAACCAUGUGUUCAGAUUGACAAAAGGAAAACUAGAUGAAUGGCCGGAUGAGGACAAACUUGAAAAGUACACUGAUAUUUUCUUACAGCGUUGUGGUUUCAUUGAGGAGUUUCCUAGAAGCAUAAGAUGUCCCAGGGUUAGAGUGUUUCAAAUUGACAAUAAUGAUCCACAUUUGAAAAUACCAGAUAGCUUUUUCCAAGAAAUGAAAGAACUUAGAGUUUUGAUUUUGACUGGCAUCCAUCUCUCACCGUUGCCCUCAUCAAUUGGAUGCCUGAUAAAACUCAGAAUGCUCUGUUUGGAGCACUGCAAAAUAGAUGAGAAAAAUUUGUGCAUCAUUGGAGAGUUGAAGAAUCUAAGAAUUCUAAGCUUUUCAGGAUCUGAUAUUGAAAGCUUGCCUGUUGAGUUGAAGAACUUGUCUAAGCUACAAAUCUUUGACAUAAGCAAUUGCUCCAAACUUGGUGGUAUUCCGCCUAAGGUAAUAUCAAGUAUGACCAGACUGGAGGAGUUGUACAUGAGAAACACUUCAAUUCAAUGGAAGGUUAACGGAGGACAGGAAAACCAGAGUAAAAAUGCUAGCUUAUCUGAGUUGGGGCAUCUGGAUCAACUAACAAAUUUAGACAUUCAAAUCCCAAGUGCUGUCCAUCUUCCCAAGAAUUUGUUCUUUGACAGGUUGCAAAACUACAAGAUCAUCAUUGGCUCUUCUGGGAGAUAUUCAAAGCAAGAAUUCAAAAUGCCAGAGAAGUACGAACUGGUGCGGUUCUUGGCAAUACAGCAAAAAAAUGGCUUUGACAUUCAUUCUCAGAAUGAGAUCAAGAUGUUGUUUGAAAGAGUUGAAAAUCUUCUGUUGGAAAAAUUCAAUGGCGUACAAGAUCUUUUUUAUGAGUUGAAUUUGAAAGGAUUUCCCUUUCUUAAGCACUUGUUCAUUGUAAGCAAUUCUGACAUUUGCUCCCUUAUCAACCCAAAAGACAGGAAGCACCCUGAGAUGGCUUUCCCUAAGUUAGAGUUAUUGGAUCUCUAUAAGCUCAAGAAGCUGAAGGAGAUAUGCUCAUCUUCUUGUGAACUUUCAAAACCUUCCUUUGGUAAACUGAAAAUCAUCAAGAUCAAGCUUUGCAGUGCACUGAAGAAUGUCUUCCCAAUCUCUAUGGUUGGAUUUCUAACUGUUCUUGAAACAAUUCAAGUUUCUGAAUGUAGCUCUUUGAAGGAGAUUGUUCAUGUAGAGCCUGCUCAUGAAACAACUCAAGAUUCUGAAUGUAGCCCUUCGAAGGACAUUGUACAUGUAGAGAAUAUUAUUGAAGAGGAGUCUUCAAGAUUUCCUGAAUUGCGCUAUUUGGCUCUACAUUCUCUGAAUGAGUUUAUUGGAUUUGAUCCCAUUUCAUCCGAAGGAAAGACUAGAAUACUAUUCAAUGAAAAGAUUAUGGUUUCCAAAUUGGAAAGAAUGGUGUUGUCGGCAAUCCAAAUUGACAGCAUAUGGAACGACAAGCAAAGCUCUCAUUUUCAGAAGUUGAUACAUUUGGACGUUAGUAAUUGUUGCAAUUUAAAAUAUUUAUUAUCAUUAUCUAUGGCCAAGAGUUUGGGGAAUCUUCAAAGCCUUUUCAUCAGUGAAUGUGACAAUAUGGGUUGCAUCAUCAGUCACCAAGGGCAAGGUCGUAUUGGUAAGAAGGAUAACAUCUUUCCAAAGUUGAAGAAUAUCAAAUUGAGUAACAUGAAGAGUUUGAAUGAAAUAUGGAGUUCUGUGGUCCACAUAAAUUCUUUUGGCAAGCUGGACACUUUGAUUAUUGAGAAGUGCGACAAAUUAGUCCAAGUAUUUCCAAGGUACUUGGUUGGAAUGUUUCAGAGCCUAGGUAGCUUGAGGGUUACUAAUUGCAAGUCUAUGGAAGCUAUCUUUGACCUAGAUCAUAAAAACCCAGAUGCUAAGGUUGUAAUCCGUCUGCAAGAUGUUCAUUUGGAAACACUCCCAAAGUUAGAACAAAUUUUGAGAUGGAAGAAAGAUAAGGAGGGGAUAAACUUCAGUCAUCUGCAAAAGAUGUAUGUUCAUGAUUGUGAAAACUUGGAAAAUAUAUUUCCAGUUUCGGUGGCUGAGAAUCUUGGAAAUCUUGAAUAUCUUAUGGUAUUGAAUUGCAUUCAGUUGAGGGAAAUUGUAGCUGAGGGAGAAGCAGGUGUCUCUGUUGAAUUUCCAUUUCCCAAACUAACCACUAUCAAUUUUUCAAAGCUGCCAAAGUUCAAGAGUUUCUAUCCUGGAGCUUAUACAUUAAAUUGUCCACUGCUGAAUGAGCUAUCUAUUGAACUGUGUGACAACCUAGAACUGUUCAGAGAACAGACUGCAAUUGCACAAGGAAAGCAUAUUCUUUUUCCUGAAAAGGUAAUCAAUAAUUUGAAGUCCAUGCAAAUUGAGUUGCAGCAUGCAAAGUCGUCAACUCGUUACCGAAGAGACAACUUAGAAGAGCUUCGCUUGUCUAGAUUAAAGAAAACUGAUGUUAUAUAUUCUUUCCUACAUAGCAAUCCUAAUCUGAAGAGCCUGUGGUUGAAUGGUUGUUCCUUUAAAGUUUUGAUUCCUCUUGAAAGGCCUGCUAACUUUGAAAGCUUAGGGGUUGUUCCAAAAUUGAAAAUCUUGAAGUUAACGAACUUAUUUUCUCUUGAGGAGAUUGGUUUUGAACAAGAUGUAAUUCUUCAAAGAAUAGAGUUCUUGAUUUUAAAGAAUUGUCAUCGGUUGAACACUAUAGCACCAUCAUCCGUAUCUCUCACUUAUUUGACAAAUUUGGAAGUAGUUGAUUGCAACAAGCUAAAAUUUUUAAUGUCAUUAUCAACUGCUGGAAGCCUGGGUCAGCUCAACAUCAUGAAGGUAAUUGGUUGUGAAUCUCUCAAGGAAAUUGUAUCAGAGCAAGGGAAAGAAGAUAAAGAAGAAGACAAGGGAGAAAAAGAUGAAGGAAAUGCGAGUAAGGUCAACAUUGUUUUCAAACAAUUGAAAUCUCUUGAACUUGUGUCUCUGAAGAGCCUAGAAUGCUUUUGCAACUCUCAGAGUUGUGUGUUCGAGUUCCCAUCAUUGGAGAAAUUGGUGGUGAGUGCAUGUCCCAAAAUGGAAAGUUUCUCUCAAGAAGUGAAGAGCACACCAAUUCUGCAGAAGAUAUAUGUUGUGCAUGAUAAAGAGAAGAAGAGAUGGUGCUGGAAUGGCAGUCUACAAACUACAAUAGAAUACAUGUUUGCAGAAAAGAAAUUCUUUGAAGGCAUGGAUAGGUUAAGUGUUUCUGAACAUCCUUAUCUUCAAGAAGUUUGGCAAGGUGAUAAAAAGGCUCCGAGAAAGGAUUGGUUUUACAACUUGGAAACUUUGACGUUGCAGAAUUGUGUAUUUGAAUCUCAUGCAAUUCCUGCUAAUGUUCUUUAUUGCUUGAAGAGAUUAAAAGAGCUGACUGUGCGGGAUUGCCACAAAAUAAAAGCCAUUUUUGAGAUGAAUGAUGCCAAUGUUAGGGGAGUAUUCCAAUUAAAGAAGCUGUACUUAGCCUGGCUACCGAAUGUGGCACAUGUAUGGCAAAAGGAUAAACAAGGAAUUUCCUGCUUUCAAAAUCUGCAACAAGUGACUGUCUAUGGAUGUGACAAAUUGGAAACACUAUUUCCUGCAGCUCUGGCCAAGGAUCUUAGGAUGCUUGAGAAACUUGAUGUGAAUAAUUGCAAUAAGUUGCUAGAAAUUGUUGGAAAAGAAGAGGAAGCAGCAGAAAAAACACAGAAGUUUUUGUUUCCUCAUUUAACCGAGCUGAAGCUUAAUAUGUUGCCACACCUCACUUGCUUUUGCUCUACAAUGUUCACUUUGGACUGCCCCGAGUUAGAUGUGUUAGAAGUAGUUAACUGUAAUAAGCUGGAAUUAUUUCGAAGUCAACAUGAUGCACAUGUUGAGGAUCAAGGUAGUACUUCAAUUAACAUAAAGGUUGUUUCCAAGGUGGAGAAAUUGUGUCUCAAUUGGAAACAUACUUCGGUGUUAUCAUCAUGGUUAAAAAGUCAACUUGUAGAUGCUCUAAAUGUGCUUGACCUAUCCUUUGACUUUGAUGAUGAUGUGAAUAGGAACUCUACUUUUCCUUUUGAAAUACUUGAGAAGACACCCAAUUUAGAAAAAAUGGAUAUAUCUAAUUGUGGAAGUGUCAAGGAGAUAUUCUGCUCUCAAGAUAUUUCUAGAGUCAGCAGUGGGAUGUUUGGAAAGUUGAAACGAUUGCAACUGUUCAACCUAUUUGAGCUGAACUCCAUUAGCGGGUCAGAGCACCUGCUAAAGCUCCAUCUGUUACAUGUUUCUGGGUGUCCAAAUUUGACAUCUUUUGUAGUACAAUCUUGCUCCAAUCUGAGAGAAUUGCACAUAGGCUUCUGUGAUGGAUUACCAUGUUUACUCACACCCAGAACAGCAAGAUUGUUAUUACACCUCAAGGAGAUAUACAUUUACAAUUGCGACUCAAUGAAAGAAGUAGUGGGAAAAGAUGAGCAAGAUGAAACAGAUGAUAUCAAAUUUGAGCGGCUAGAGAGGAUAAAGUUCCGAUCUUUGCGAAGGCUGGAAAGUUUUUAUUCAGGCAAAGCCACUAUGCAGUUACCCUCUCUGAUUCACGUGGAGAUACUACGGUGCCCCAAGAUGAAAAUUUUCUCUGAUGGCUUGAUAGAUGCAAAAUCCUUUAAAGGAAUUCAAAUUUCCUACGACCGAGAUGAUGAAUUGGUCUUCCAUGAGGAUCUUAAGUCCAGCUUAGAAAUUUUGUUCCUGUAUCAGGGAAGUUUAUCUCUUGGUGAUUAUCCUGAGCUAAACAAUAAAUGGGUUGGUUUGGAGUGCAUCCCAGGAUACUGGUCCUUCAGCAAAUUGAAAUCUUUGGAGGUGGAAGGGUGCAAAUUUUUGUCAGAUGCAGUGUUGCCAUCUCAUUUACUUCCUUUACUAGAUAGUUUGGAAGAGUUGAAUGUGCAGAAAUGUGAUCAUGUUAAGACAGUAUUUGGAACAGAUGCAUGUGCUGAUACACCAACAAAUGAUCCAGAAAAGAUUGUUACACUUCCCUUGAAGAGAAUAAUUUUGAGGCAGUUGCCAACUCUGAGUCAUGUCUGGAACAGGGAUCCAAAGGAAGUCUCAGUCUUCCAUUUCUUAAAGAAGUUAUUGUUGAGGGAUGUAAAAGCAUAA
This is a messenger RNA of Arachis stenosperma, 7466 nucleotides long. RefSeq lists its product as uncharacterized. The transcript has 8 exons. NCBI's taxonomy places the organism in Eukaryota, Viridiplantae, Streptophyta, Magnoliopsida, Fabales, Fabaceae. Gene Ontology annotation, molecular function: ADP binding; ATP hydrolysis activity. The record is from RefSeq and is a predicted model, not a curated record. The coding region runs from base 717 to 7466 and encodes 2249 amino acids.